CUCUCGUGUCCAAGUAAAAGGAAAACGAAAAGAGACAGAAAACAGAAAAGCGGCGGCGAUGGUGGUGGCGAGUCCGAACCCACGACGGGCCGAGAAGAUCCAGGCCCUCGAGCUCCCGGCGAUCGACCUCUCGCCGUCGGGGAGAUCCGCGGCGCCGCGGCUCAUCGUGGAGGCCUGCGAGAGGUACGGCUUCUUCAAGGCGGUCAACCACGGCGUCCCCGCCGAGAUCGUGUCGAGAAUGGACGAGGCGAGCGCCGGCUUCUUCGCGCGGCCCGCCUCCGAGAAGCGGCUCGCCGGGCCCGCCGACCCGUUCGGGUACGGGAGCAAGAGCAUCGGGUUCAACGGCGACGUCGGCGAGGUCGAGUACCUCCUCCUCGAGUCCGACCCCGCCUUCGUCUCCCGCAGGUCCGCCAGCAUCUCCGACGACCCCACCCGGUUCAGCGCUGCUGUGAAUGUUUACAUAGAAGCAGUCAAGGACCUGGCCUGUGACAUAUUGGAUCUUAUGGCCGAGGGCCUGGGGGUCCGGGACACGUCGGUUUUCAGCAGGCUCAUCAGGGCCGUCGACGGCGACUCGGUCUUCCGGAUCAACCACUACCCCCAGUGCGUGGUCCUUCACGGCGAGGUCGGGUUCGGGGAGCACUCCGACCCUCAAAUCCUGACCGUCCUCCGAUCCAACAAUGUGGGCGGCCUCCAGAUCUCACUCGAAGACGGGGUGUGGACCCCGGUGCCCCCAGACCCCGCAGCUUUCUGGAUCAAUGUGGGCGAUCUUUUGCAGGCCAUGACGAACGGGAGGUUCUCGAGCGUGCGGCAUAGGGCGGUAACCAACCCCUUCAGGUCCAGAACGUCGAUAGCGUUCUUCGGGGCGCCUCCGCUGGACGCGCGGAUCGCUCCCCAGCGGGAGCUCGUCACUCCUCGAAGGCCCCGUCUCUACAACCCCUUCACCUGGGCCGAGUACAAGAAAGCCGCCUACUCCCUCAGGCUCGGGGACAAGCGUCUCGACCUCUUCAAGGCCUGCAGAGAAGACGGCGGCAUCGAUCUGUGAGCAGAUGGAGGAGAUGGGUCGUCUCUUUUCUGCCCUUUUCUCUCUCUCUUGUUGCUGGGCCUGUCGUGAAGGGAAUUUUGGGUUUGCGUGUUCUGCUCCCCUUCCUCUGUUUUUAGCAGCAAAGAGAAGCUCUCCUAGUGUUGGUGUACUGUUGUAAUCAAUGGAAAGGUAUGUUAGGCGACGAUAUUAUGUUUUGGCUUUUAUCUAUCAAUCGACCCAUCGGUUGAUUUUAUCUAUCCUCGUAUUUGUAUCUAUUGCACUAGACAUAUUGAGAAAGCUUACGUACACUCGA
Messenger RNA from Eucalyptus grandis, 1334 nucleotides. Its product is annotated as gibberellin 2-beta-dioxygenase 2. Gene Ontology annotation, biological process: gibberellin catabolic process; response to light stimulus. The record is from RefSeq and is a predicted model, not a curated record. The transcript is spliced from 3 exons. Lineage: Eukaryota; Viridiplantae; Streptophyta; Magnoliopsida; Myrtales; Myrtaceae. Bases 59 to 1042 code for a protein of 327 amino acids.